ACUCUAACUUUCGUAAGAAGGUAUGCUCGUAUACGAACUGAACGACCGGGCUUCACAACAAAAACAUGGCCACAUGAGUUGGAUUAUUCCGAGUCUCCCGGUGCUGCUGCUGUUGAAGUGUUACCUGAAAACUUUGAUGCCGCUGCCGAACUUGCUGCAGAAAUAAAAAAAAUCCAAGAAUCGCAAGUGAAGAUUUCUCAAUGGCAGCAAAGAAGAAUGAAGGCUGAAAUUUCUUGGGAAGAAAGUCGUUCAGUUCUAUUUGAGUGGGAGGUGUGUAGGCACGCUGUUCCAGUUGAAGGCAGGUAUGACCUUUAUCUGCCCAUAUUUGAGUGUCAAGAGUGUGGAUACAGCCUUCCUGCAGAUGCUAAGAUGUUGUAUGAUGGUGGAUACUUCUGCUCAUCAGCCAGGAAAAGUAACACAUUCUUCAGCACCAAACUCCUGAACAACUGGCAUUUCCUUAAAAGGAACAGUCCAGGUUUAUCAAUGAAAUCCUUGUUAAUAGCGCUCCAAGCGCUUGGCUCUCAUAAUGGAAGAGAUGGUUGCAUCAACUUUGAAGCUGUUAAAAGAACAUUCCAGGAGUGA
Molecule: messenger RNA, 582 nt
Organism: Procambarus clarkii (red swamp crayfish)
Lineage: Eukaryota; Metazoa; Arthropoda; Malacostraca; Decapoda; Cambaridae
Source: RefSeq, a predicted model, not a curated record